AUGACUUUGCCUUCGGAUACAUCUGAGAACAACAGGGUGCAGAAUGAGAAAGAGAAGGUGUCCAGAACUCCUUGGCCGCUCGUGGUCACAGUCAUCUGCACCAUGUGUGGACAAGUGGCUACUGGGAUUUGUGGAGGGGCACUCAACUCGCCAGAGGACUUUAUAAAGCACUUUAUGAACGAGACAGCUAUAUCACGUGGUCAAGACCCACUAUCUGAUGAUCGUCUGACGUCUUACUACGCUCUCUUGUCGGCCCUCGUGCCCCUUGGUUCCGUUAUUGGCUCACCGCUGACUCAGUACACAGCGGAUACCAUAGGAAGGAAGUUGCUGCUGCUGGUCUCUGCUGUUCUUGGCGUGGUGGCCGCACUGCUGAUGGGGCUCUCAGUAGAGUUCAGAAGCCCUGAAAUGCUGUUUGCGGGGCGAGUGAUGGCCGGCGUGAUGUGUGGUGACAGUGUUACAGUUGCUCACCACAAGGUCACAGGUCCGUCCUGUCAUUCUCCUGAUCGGAUCAUUCGUCUGUUUCUUCUUCACCGGCAUCGUCGUUCUGGCGUUCUACUCCGUGAGCGUGCUGACGUCAGCGGGGUUGUCGCCGCGCGUGGCCAGGUACUUAACCCCAGCAUUUACCUUGGUCGGCAUCAUCGAGUCUCUCAUCCUUGUCUUUAUCGUUGGGCGCCUGAAGCGACGGUUCUGAUGCUGGGAGGCCUGGCGGGGAUGCUCUUGGCUCAGGUUGUCCUCACUAUAGCCCUCCUCUACCAGGGUCAAGCAGUGUGGCUCUCGACCGUUGCUGUCGUCUCUAGUUUUGCUUUAGGCAUGUUUCACGCCGCUGGACCAGCUCAGGUGCCCUGGAUCUUGCUCCCGGAGAUCUUUGAUGCGGAGGCUCGAGGGGCUGCGUCCUCCAUUGGUGUCACAGUGAUGAACGCUUCCUCCUUCGUCAUGACCUACGCGUUCCCCCCGUUGCAGAAGUAUUGUGGGGCUUACUCCAUUCUUCUGUUUGUGGGCACGUCGGCAUUGUUCUUUAUGUUUUUCUUCUUCCUUCAACCUGAGACGAUGAGGAGCUUUGCAAAAGAAAAAGAAGAAACACAGAAUACCGUAGAAGGACCAGAGGAAAGGACACAACUGUAACGCAGGCGGACUGUCAUCACAUAUUCCGCUCACAGAUAAUGAAGAUUACACUACGUCUUCGCGGGCAACCUGAAUAAAUGGAGGUUAUUCACCCUAUUCCCUGAUACAGAAGACGAUUUCUUUCUUAAAAGCAAGAUUUUCCAGAACAAUAAACCGAAAAAAAACAAACAAAACAACACCAAAAAAGAAACAAACAAACAAACAAACACACUAUUUAACAAGACAAUCAGGAUGCCUUACAUACUCUCUUCCACUUAAAUUGUCGAAUAGAUAUGUGACCAUGUUUGUCGACUUUCAUGGAGAUCAAUUAAAGGGCAAAUCAUGUAUUGAGAAAUGUGUUUCUCAAAGCCCCCCCUUAAUUUUUUUCUGUGGAGUGACUUUGCACGUUUUCUUUAUCCAGAGAGUGUAGGGAUUUUAAUGUUGGUACACUUUUUUUUUACCCUAGCUACUUAUUCUUUCAUUAUAUGAAAUUUGAACAUUUCAACUUUGGUUAUGUGAAUAAAGCUUUGGGGUUUGGGCCAUUUAUCUGUCCACACUAACUUUUUAUAUUUAUUAAACAUAAUUAUGUAUUAUGGCCGAUAGAAAUUUUUACCCAGGAAGUUAACUUUUACACAAAGUUAGAAAUGCCCUUGAACGAUUAUUCAAUAUGAAGUAUUUGUUAAUAUACCUCUUAAAACUCUGUAUAGGCAUGAUAUAAAUAAAUGAUUGGAUGUUUUAUCACCUUGUUAUCUCAUUUAAGAGAAGUCGAUAGCAGAGAUAGCAAUUUACGAUAUUCGAUGCAAGAUAUUAUGUGAGGAGAUAUUAAAUUACAAAUAUCAUGUUCUUAUGUCUGUUAAACAAUAAAAAUGACAUUAAGUGAUAUUAAAGUUAUAGCAAUCUAACUUCUUUA
Pomacea canaliculata is the source of this 2011-nucleotide messenger RNA. RefSeq names its product solute carrier family 2, facilitated glucose transporter member 1-like. Gene Ontology annotation, biological process: monosaccharide transmembrane transport. Gene Ontology annotation, molecular function: hexose transmembrane transporter activity. Bases 1 to 1122 code for a protein of 373 amino acids. The record is from RefSeq and is a predicted model, not a curated record. NCBI's taxonomy places the organism in Eukaryota, Metazoa, Mollusca, Gastropoda, Architaenioglossa, Ampullariidae. The transcript has 10 exons. Gene Ontology annotation, cellular component: membrane.